Cyclopterus lumpus (lumpfish) is the source of this 2213-nucleotide messenger RNA. Its product is annotated as ZP domain-containing protein-like. The record is from RefSeq and is a predicted model, not a curated record. Bases 457 to 1524 code for a protein of 355 amino acids. NCBI's taxonomy places the organism in Eukaryota, Metazoa, Chordata, Actinopteri, Perciformes, Cyclopteridae. The transcript is spliced from 10 exons.
ACAACCACACCAUACCCAACAACAACCAGCUCCUACCGACAUGCCAACACUCCUCCCCUCAGUAAACUACCGUUGCAAUUCUCCUUUCUUGUGGACCCACCUGCACCCUCAUGUCAGGAAGGACACUACUUGCCAAAGUUUGUGUCCCCAACACCUUUAAAUGGAGACCGCAUCCAAGCAGAGGUCAACAAAGAAGUGGAGAUCAUAAUCAACGCACAAGCGUCAUACGCAACAAUACAUGAUAUUAUCAUCAGUGGCCCACUGAAUAUCACCAAGCAAAGGAACACACAUGGUGAGUUCGUCAUCAGGUGGACGCCUUUCGAAGAUGACCUGGGAGAUUUCUUCCCGAUUUGCUUUGCUGUUGAAUCGGUGACCGGGUCUGCUGCAGCCGCUACCACACAACAUCAUAAUCACCACGGCACCCCGUCUUCACAGUCUGGCAUCUAUCAGUCCGAGAUGAGAUGUGUUAUUGUAGAAGUUCGGAAGAAGCAAAUUAUUUCCAAUGUGAUCUGCACCGAGUCCACAAUGACAGUAGAGGUUGAGAAAGCUUCAUUCUCUGGACUCCAUGAGGACCAUUUGCGGCUCAACGACGCCACCAACAUCGCCUGCAGGCUGCAGUCCAACAGGACUCACGUCUUCGCUGUCAUCCCCCUCAGCGGUUGUGGCACUGAGAUCGAGGAAGACGAUGAUAACCUCAGGUUCAAAAAUGAAAUCACCACGUUUGACAACGUAGCCGACACGAUCACCAGGAAGCACCUGCUGGAGGUGCAGUUCUACUGCCAGUACCCCAAACGUGGAAACGUGACGCUGGGCUUCACAGCACACAGAAGGAACGUCACAGUGUGGGACCGGGGCUUCGGCACGUUCACCUACCAGUUCGAGUUCUAUCCCAACAACCAGUACCAAACCAUGGUGGAUCCAAAUUCAUACCCACUGGUGUAUACAUUAGGGAACAGGAUCUACAUGCAGAUAGAGGCCACCUCCUCCAUCGACAACACUGUGCUGUUUGUGGAGUCCUGCAGAGCUACACCAUAUGACAACAAAAACUACAAGCAAACCUACUCCAUCAUUGAGAACGGGUGUAAUGUGGAUUCGACCGUUCAGACCCAUGACUCCGCCCACCAGAGACAGUUCAGGUUCAGCAUGGAGGCCUUCAAGUUCAUCGGCUUGCAUGAUCAGGUGUACAUCAGCUGCACGGUCCUGAUGUGUGAAGCAGGCAGCCCCAACACCAGGUUCUCCCAGGGGUGCAUCAACUCCACAAUGACGAACGUUUGGACGCCCAAUCAUCACCGCAGAAGGAGGGAGGUAGUCGCUCAGAGUUCAAGGCACUUCGUUUCCCAGGGUCCUUUGCGCUUGAAGAGAUCGGCGGAGAGCAACGAAAGCUCAGCGCUCCAUCUGAAUCUGAACCUGGUUUUCAUCGCUGGAUGUCUUCUUGCAGCUGUUGGCAUGAUCAGUGCAGUGGCCAUGUACAAGGCCAAAGUGUCAAAGGUCAAAUACCAACCUUUGCCCACAUUUGAAAACUAAGACGGCACACAGAAUACCAAUUCUGAGUUAAUCACGUUUUUUGAUUGGGUUUGCCAUUUGAUAUUGAGUGUUUGUGUGUCUUAUGAACUUUCAUCUUUAUACAUGUCUGCAGCUUUAUGAGGACAAAUCUGUUCCGGUGCAAAGAGUUAACCAGCAAGCAGUUUUAUCAUAAUCAACACUGAAAGGGUGCAUCAACGGAUGUCAAAAGGUUUUUACGGCUAGACUUAAUUCAAUUAUGAUACUCUUGCUUCAAAGUCCCAUAUUAUAAAAAGGGAGAUCUUCAUAUUUCUUUUUUAAAUAGUGUAAAAGUAUUGAAAUGCUCAAUAACUUCAGUUACUGUGCCUUUAAACGAGCCGUCAGGAUCACAACUGAACAAUAAUUAGCGGCUACUUCACAUUUUUAAACUUUAAUAUUCUAAAUGUGCCCCAGUUUACGCCCAGGUGAAUAACAUCAGCUGACAGGAAGUGAACAUGGAACCAAGCUUUUGGCGUGUGACCCAAUUUACAACGCAUGUUUCAGAGGGUGAAUGCAGGUUUAAUUCAGACAGAAUGCAGUAGAGUUCAAAUAAAUGAUAAAAACAUAUGUUUUAUUAUUUUAAAGCAUGUAAAGAUUAACUAGUACAAACUAGUAUGAACCUGGAAAUGAGCGCGAUAUGUCUCAACUCAUCGAUCAAUAAAAAUUUGCAAAUA